AUGUCAAAUAAAGAAAAAACAUCAUGGAGUUCAAUCAAAACCGGUUUUGCUAGAACCAAGCAUAAGGUUUUAGCAUCAUUUGGUGCCGCAGAAACAACUGUCGAUAGUAAAAUUAUAGCAGAAAAAGAUAAAUUAUUUACUCUUUUUAAACUUAUGAAAAGAUUAAAUAAAAAUGUUGAUAAAUAUGAAGCAACAUUAAAAGAAAUUAAUAUUGUACAAAAUGAAAUUGCACAUGAUUUAUUAGCAUUAAAUGAUCAAGACCCAGCAAUUAAAACCUAUCAAGAAACACAAAUGGCACUCGAACAGGAAAGAAUAAGAAUUGAAGAGAUUUUAGAAAACUAUUACCACGAUCCACUCAGAGUUUAUUUAUCACAAUUUAGGGAUAUUAGAUCUCGUUUAGAGGAGUUAGAUGUCAGAAGAUUAGAUAUGGAUAGAUAUUAUAGAGAUUAUAAUAUUAAAGCAAACAAGGGUAAAGAUGCUUCAAGUUUACAAAAGACUGAAAAUAAACAUCAAAGAACAAAAGAAGCAUAUCAAGAAUUAAGUGAUGAAAUUAUGAAAGAUAUGUAUGCAUUAUUUGAUGACAGAAAAGCUGCAUUCGAUCCAGCAUUUGCAUGUUUUAUAAAUAAAAAUAAUGAAUAUUUUGCAAGAUCAGCUGCUGAAUAUCAAAAGGCUUUACCAUCAGUCGAACACAUCAAUGAAUAUGAUGCUGUUACCCAUCCAAAUGUUAUUACACCCGUUGAGGUUAGUGCAAUGAGUACAAAUGUUAGAGCUUCAUCUGUAUUCACUAGUCCAAAAGAGUUUAGUGGCGGUAGUGGCGGUUCAACUCCACAAAGAUCAAGAGCAUCAACCAUUGCUACACCAACACCAUCACAACCACAACCUUAUCAACCACCAACAAGUUCAUAUGAAUCACCACCAUCAUAUGGUGGAAAUACUUAUAACCAAGGUGGCGGCAGUAGUGGUGUAAAUUUAUCAAAACCACACACUUCACCACCGGUUUCACACCAACCACCACAACCAUCUCUUUAUCCAAAUACCCAUCAAUCACCACCACAACAACACAACGAAGUACCAUACUAUUCACCACCUGAACAACACAAUACCUAUCAACAACCACAAACCUAUCCAUCACUUCAAAAAACCACUUCACCAAAUUUAGUUAAAACUCCAUCACCAAACAGUGGUCGUCCACUACCAACAGCAGGAGCACCAGCAAAUACAACCACAUCACCAUUUAAUAAUAAUAAACCAAGAGCAUCAACUAUGGUUCCAGGUGGUCGUCCAUUACCAACUCCAGUGGCACCAUCAAGACGUGCAGAGGCACUCUACGAUUUUGAAGGUCAAGAUUCAACCGAAUUAUCCUUUAGAAGAGGCGACAUUAUCACAUUAUUUAAAGAAAAUGGUGAUUGGUGUAAUGCCGAGUUAAAUGGUAAAAAAGGUUUAAUUCCAUUAAAUCAUGUAAGAAUUUUAUAA
Molecule: messenger RNA, 1473 nt
Organism: Dictyostelium purpureum
Lineage: Eukaryota; Evosea; Eumycetozoa; Dictyosteliales; Dictyosteliaceae
Exons: 3
Coding region: 1-1473 (490 amino acids)
Cellular component (GO): plasma membrane; cytoplasm
Molecular function (GO): phospholipid binding; protein binding
Source: RefSeq, a predicted model, not a curated record